Molecule: messenger RNA, 1106 nt
Organism: Phyllotreta striolata
Lineage: Eukaryota; Metazoa; Arthropoda; Insecta; Coleoptera; Chrysomelidae
Source: the annotation of a GenBank genome assembly
UUGACUUUGACAUACGCUUUGGUGAUUUAAACUAAAGCUACUGUAGUUCAAAUGCUUACAUGUUUGUUUUGUAAGUUAAAAAUCGUUUUUCUUGAAAAUAUUAGACAAAUUUUCGAAUAAAAAUGCUGUUUUCGGCUGAAAUAACCGAUUUUAAAAUAAUAUACAAUGUUUUGAAAGCCAUAGCUUUCAAGGAUAAUAUAUUAUUUAGACCUAUGGAAGAAGGAUUGAAAUUGACUCUAGAGGAAAUGAAUUACAUAGAAAUAUCUAUAUACAUUCCUAGUUCGAUAUUCUCCUCGUACAACGUAGAUUCCAACGAUGAAAUCAUAUUCAAAAUAAGUCUGAAAAAGUUUGUCGAAGUAUUAAAUAUGUUUGGAGAUGAAGGAAACCCGAACAUUAAAUUAACAUACGCUUCCACGGGAGCUCCUUUAUGUAUAGUAUUAACAAACAGUAAUAUCGAAGAGAACAUUACAGUCGAUUGUGAAAUUCAAACACUCAAUUUACACGAUUUUCACGACAUAAGUUUGGCGGAAGAAUGCAAUACCAAUAAAAUCGUAGUAAAUGCAAGCAUUUUAGUCGAGCUACUAAGCAGAUUAAACAAUUCAGCGGAUGAAUUAAAAGUAACUUUGAGUCCGGAUCAACCGUAUUUUACUCUAACCGCAACCGGUAUAUCUGGGAAAUCUGAAGUAAGCAUUUCGAAAAAUUCGCAAGAAGUAACUGUUUAUCAAUGCCAAACCACAACAUCGGCAGUGUAUUGCUUCAACAACAUUAAGCAUGUAUUAAAAGUGAUGGCGUAUGCUGAUAAAGUUUCCAUUUCAACAGGAGAAUCCGGAUUGUUAAGGCUACAAUUAGUUAUGAAUUCCGAAGAUCGUCAAAUGUUUGUUGAAUAUUAUGCAACUUCUCAGUAUAUGUGAUAGGUUUCAAGGUUGCCAGAUGGUAGAAUUUUUCCCUAAAUUUUCAUACAUGAUGCCUCUAGUGAAGAGCCCUACUCUCCACAUGUAGAUAACAAAUUUUCUACAAAACUAGUUUAAAUAAACCAAUUAAUUUAUUUGUAGACGAGUCUAUCUGUGAUUAUAUUGUAUAAUUUUUAUUUAUCAACCAAAAGAAAC